Messenger RNA from Cinclus cinclus, 2409 nucleotides. RefSeq names its product plasminogen-like. The record is from RefSeq and is a predicted model, not a curated record. Gene Ontology annotation, molecular function: serine-type endopeptidase activity; signaling receptor binding. Lineage: Eukaryota; Metazoa; Chordata; Aves; Passeriformes; Cinclidae. Gene Ontology annotation, cellular component: extrinsic component of plasma membrane. Bases 1 to 2409 code for a protein of 802 amino acids. Gene Ontology annotation, biological process: proteolysis. The transcript has 19 exons.
AUGGGGAUUAGCAAAGCUGCCUUUCUCCUUCUGUUCUUUCUCAGCUCAGUGCAAGGAAGCAUCCUAGACCGCUAUGUGAGAACAGAGGGAGCUUGGUUGCUCAACUCAAUUAAGCAAGUUUAUAGAGCAAAUAGUGAUGAAGAAUGCGCGGAGAAAUGUGAAAAUGAAGAGAAUUUUGUUUGCAGGGCCUUCUUAUUUACCAGUAAAGACCAACAGUGUUUAACAUUGGCUGAGAACACCAAAAAAGCAGUGAUAUUCAGAAGAACAAAUGCAGUUCUUUAUGAAAAAAUAAUUUAUCUUCUAGAAUGCAAGGAAGGAAAAGGAGUGAAUUACAGAGGAACAGAAGCCAAAACUCGGGAAGGUGUGCGGUGCCAGAAGUGGGCUGAUAAUACCCCACACAAACCAAAUUACACGCCUGAUAAAUAUCCCAGAGCAGGACUGGAGGAAAACUACUGCAGAAAUCCUGAUGGGGAUGAAAAGGGACCCUGGUGUUACACAACAGAUCCUGAUACCAGAUUUGACUACUGUAACAUCCCUGAGUGUGAAGUAGAGUGCAUGCACUGCAGUGGAGAAAACUACCAUGGAGUAGUUGCAAAAACAGCAUCUGGGCUUGAGUGCCAGCGCUGGGACUCCCAACAACCUCACUCUCAUGGAUACCUCCCAGAAAAUUUUCCAGAGAAGGAUCUGAAGAAUAAUUAUUGCCGUAAUCCUGAUGGAGAACCUCGGCCCUGGUGUUUCACUACCAGUCCAACUAAACGCUGGGAAUAUUGUGACAUUCCUCGUUGCACAACAUCCCCACCACCUCCUGCACCAGGACGUCAGUGUCUUUCAGGAAGAGGAGAAGACUAUCGAGGCACAAUAUCUGUUACUGAGUCGGGAAAUACCUGUCAGCACUGGAGUUCUCAAUCUCCCCACAGGCACGCUCGCACUCCUGAAAACUAUCCCUGCCAGAGCCUAGAUGAAAACUACUGCAGAAAUCCUGAUGGUGAGAAGAAGCCAUGGUGUUACACCACCAACACAACUGCCCGUUGGGAAUAUUGCAACAUCCCCUCCUGUGAUAGUACCAAGCCAGAGGACCCUGCUGUUGAUGUGCCUGAGCAGGCUCAAGUUACUGAGGAGUGUUAUAAGGGCAAUGGGGUGACUUACCGUGGUACAGCUUCUUUCACUGUCUCGGGAAAGAAAUGUCAAGCCUGGAGCUCAAUGUCACCUCACCGGCACAACAAAACAGCAGAGAACUUCCCAAAUGCGGGCCUGACCCAAAAUUACUGCAGAAACCCAGAUGCUGACAGCCGUCCAUGGUGCUACACCACUGACCCCAGUGUGAGGUGGGAAUAUUGUGACCUGAAGAAGUGUGAUGGCCAAGGGCUAGAGAAUGCAGCUAAGCCUCCUCAGACAACACUGGAAACAAACCCUGACUGCAUUGUUGGAAAUGGUAUAGACUAUCGCGGCACAGUGGCAAAAACUGCAAGAGGCAGGACUUGUCAAGAGUGGAGUUCUCAGAAACCUCAUAUCCACGACUAUUUCACUCCCACAACUCAUCCAAGAGCAGGACUGGAAAAAAAUUAUUGCAGGAAUCCUGAUGGAGAUGUGAAUGGACCUUGGUGCUACACAACAGACCCGAGAAAAGCCUGGGAGUACUGUGACAUUCCCAAGUGCCCUCCUCCUCAGUAUGAAUGUGGAAAAUCCAAGUUCAGACCAAAGCUGUGUGCUCAAAGGAUUGUCGCAGGGUGUGUUUCACAUCCACACUCCUGGCCCUGGCAGAUCAGUCUCCGUACCAGUUAUGGCCUGCAUUUCUGUGGGGGAACUCUGAUAGAUCCUGAAUGGGUUCUUACUGCUGCCCACUGCUUAGAAAAGGGCCCACGAGCAGCUGCAUACAAAGUGUACCUUGGAUUGCACAAAGAAGCAGCAACAGAGCCAUCAGUACAAAUACGUGGUGUAGAGAAGUUGUUCAAGGGGCCACGCAGAGCAGAUAUUGCUCUGCUCAAACUGAGCAGACCAGCAGUCAUUAAUAAUCAUGUAAUCCCAGUUUGUUUACCAAAAGAAAACUCUGUGUUAGGAGGAAGAGAGGAGUGCUAUGUGACAGGCUGGGGGGAUACAAAAGGUACUCCUGGUGAUGGCUUCUUAAAGGAAACUGGCUUUCCUGUAAUCGAGAAUAAAAUAUGCAACCGCCCUGAAUUUUUGAACGGUAGAGUUAACAACCACGAGCUCUGUGCUGGGAAUAUUCAUGGUGGCACAGAUACCUGCCAGGGGGACAGUGGAGGACCUCUAGUCUGUCUGGACCAAGAUAGAUUUGUCCAACAUGGAGUCACCUCCUGGGGUCUUGGCUGUGCCCAGCCCAUGAAACCUGGUGUUUAUGUUCGAGUCUCCAACUAUAUUCCUUGGAUUAAGAGUGUGAUGGAAAGCAACUGA